UUUGCCUUGAGACAGUCUUUAAACCUCUUUUGUUGACCACCAGCGUUACGCUUUCCAUAUCCUAAAGAUGCCACCGUCUCUGCUGGCCUUCAUUCCUAAGGAAACCAAGUGCUGAAACCCCUGGAAUCUCUCGCUGCUUGGAGAUUGGGGUGGCACGUAACAGUAUCUUCGAUGCACGACGCCUGUGUCUGAGCAGGGAUGCUGAGGCAGAAUAAAAAAGCAAACUGUUCCCUGAUGGCAGGAGCAAGAGAGUCUCCACCAUCACAUUCCUGGAGCAAUUGAGCUGAUCUUUUGCGGACCUCGGGGAAAUCAGAGCAAACAGCUGCCUCCCACAUGGAGGAGUUGGCAGUCAUGAGCCGUUCCCCUUGCCCUUUCUCACCGCUGCACUCCAGGACUGGCGCGAGGGCACACAGGGAGCCCCGUCCAGAUCGGCACUUGCCUCUUCCCUUGUCAUGUCGACCCACAUGGACUACAACUCCUGCCCUAGAGAUUGCCCCACCAUGGAUAGCCUAGAAAGGCAGCUCAUUUGCCCCAUCUGUUUGGAGAUGUUUACCAAGCCGGUGGUCAUCCUGCCCUGCCAGCACAACCUGUGCAGGAAAUGUGCCAACGACAUCUUUCAGUCUCGAGGAACAACCUUGGGUUCUGCAGGGAGGUUUCGCUGCCCAUCUUGCCGCCAUGAAGUGGUCCUUGACAGACAUGGCAUCUACGGACUGCAAAGGAACCUUCUGGUUGAAAACAUCAUUGAUAUUUAUAAGCAAGCAUCAGCCAGGGGGCCAGAGAGACCCCCUUUAAAAACCGAGCACCCGAUUUGCGAAGAGCAUGAAGAAGAAAGGAUCAACAUCUAUUGCGUGACCUGCGGGGUCCCCACCUGCUCCCUCUGCAAGGUCUUCGGGGAGCACAAGGACUGCGAAGUGGCGCCUCUCUCUGACAUCUACAUGCAACAAAAGGCAGAGCUGACUGGUGGGAUUGGUGCCCUUGUGGCUGCGAACGACAGGAUCCAAGCCUACGUUGGGGAUUUGCAAGGCUCCUGCAGGAACGUUGAGCACAACUGCAAAGCCCAGAAGCAGGCCCUGUGCGAGAAGUUUGACCGCAUGUGCGCCAUUUUGGAAGAGAGGCGGAAGAUCAUGUUGCAGAGGAUCACCUACGAGCAGGAGGAAAAGAUCCAGCACCUGAAAUCCAUCUGCAAAACAUGUGGCGACCAUAUUGACUCUUCUUCCAAACUGGUGGACACAGCCUUGCAGUCCAUGGAGGAGCCGCAGAUGGCUGUAUUUGUGCAGAACGCCAAAGUUCUCAUCCAGAAGAUCUCUGAUAUGUCUCAGAGCUGCAAACCUGAGAAGCUGGAGUCAGGCUAUGACAACAUGGAUCACUACACAGUCGAUUUCAAUGCGGAAGAACGACUUCUCUACCAGCUGGAUUUUAUCAAAGUUGAAGAAGAGUCUGAGCCAAUGGCAGAGGAAGAUGGCGCCUCUGCCGAGGCUGAAGAUGCUUUGGCAGAGUACGGGGCAGCAGCUGGCGAGGGACGAGAGGACCCUGAGGACUUCUUCACUCCUGGAAAGGAAGAGCAGGCUCAGGGAAGAGCUCCAAUGACAAACGAGAUGCUGAGCAGUGGGGUGAAAGCUACGCCGCAGGCUGGGACAGAAGGCCUGGCUGGCAAAGAGGACAAUUUAUGGGGUGGCCAGCAGCUGGAUGCAGAGCUCCAUCUGACCGGCUCCAGUCCCCCAGCAACCUUGCCAGAAUGCGAUUUACAGGGUAAUGUUCUCAGCCAAGACAUGGGGCAGCCCAAAGUGGAGGUAGCCUCUGGCGAAGCCUUCAGCACCACGGACAGCUCAGCAGAGACCGAGGAGAGCAGAGGCCUGGGCAAUGGUAGGGAAUGCGAAGCUGGUCACGCCCAUCUUCUGAAUGGGAUGGCACCUGCCACCAGCCAGGCUCCUGAAUCCAGUCCCACCGCUGAGAGAUGGAGAAGCGAGGAGAUUACUGAACCUCUCCUCAGCAGCUUCUUCAACCCGACUACACUUUGGCUACACGAUUAAGGAGAGGUAGUGCAGAGGUCCAACUGCACCCUUCAAGAGAAUCUGUCGCUCAGCACACCCGUUGGCUAACCUACUUCAUGAUCAGCAAGGAGGGAGACGCGCCAGUUCAGAGCUCAAGCAAGUGAGCCAGACCACAUACUCAAAAGGACAGCACCCCCUUGGCACUCCCCAGCUUUCCCAUUUCCUCUCCUUUGACUGUCACCCCCCCAACCACAUUCUCACCUUAUUUCUCUCCCACUUUGGUGCUUUCCAAAGAGGAUUAUUAAAUUCAGGAUGGUGCAAA
This is a messenger RNA of Podarcis muralis (Common wall lizard), 2313 nucleotides long. Its product is annotated as tripartite motif-containing protein 54-like. Gene Ontology annotation, biological process: regulation of microtubule cytoskeleton organization. Gene Ontology annotation, molecular function: zinc ion binding. Gene Ontology annotation, cellular component: cytoplasm. Lineage: Eukaryota; Metazoa; Chordata; Lepidosauria; Squamata; Lacertidae. The record is from RefSeq and is a predicted model, not a curated record.